Messenger RNA from Oncorhynchus kisutch (coho salmon), 3620 nucleotides. It is a transcript of the gene aasdh, whose product is annotated as aminoadipate-semialdehyde dehydrogenase. The transcript has 13 exons. The record is from RefSeq and is a predicted model, not a curated record. Gene Ontology annotation, molecular function: protein binding. NCBI's taxonomy places the organism in Eukaryota, Metazoa, Chordata, Actinopteri, Salmoniformes, Salmonidae. Gene Ontology annotation, biological process: amino acid activation for nonribosomal peptide biosynthetic process. The coding region runs from base 203 to 3553 and encodes 1116 amino acids.
UCCCGCAACAAAAUACUGAACUAUGAUUGGAUGUUUCACUAUGUGACACGUUUUUUUCUACAUGGUGUGGUGUGAUGUCAUCUUCAUGCGACAAAACAUCGACCAGCCAACAACAAAAUCAGUAGUUCUGUUGUAAAGUAACUAUGUAACAUGAAUGUGAUAGUGAAUAGCCAUACUUUAGAUUUUCCGUAUUCACCCGGAGAUGGCAACGAAAACACUACAAGACAUGGUGCUCGCAGCUUCUUCUUUGCAUAGUGGCAAAAUAGCUGUCACAUUUGACAAGGGAAUAACAGAAGGAGGUCCCAUGUUGCUUUAUUACCACGAACUUGUUGCUCUUGGAAAUGAAUUAACACUUUUUCUACAGAUACAGUGUGUGCAAAAUACAAGAGAAAUUGCAUUAUAUUGUCAGCCAGAUAUCAACCUUCCUGUGUGGAUUCUGGGCAUCCUCCAGUUACCUGCUGCGUAUGUACCACUGGACCCAGAUGCGCCAGCACUCUUGUCUGCCCGUGUCAUGAAGCAGUGUGGGCUGAAGUACUGUGUUCUACAGAGUGACCUGUUGCAGCAAUUCCAGAUGGCAUUUUCCAACCUCAUGUCUAUAGAGGUGUGUGCAGUGUGGUCUGCUCACAACCUGACCCUCGUACUAGUACAGCACAUACCAACUGCAGCCCGUAAAGAAGAGCCGAAUGCUGACCUUUUUACUCUUGCUGCAGUUCCAGAGAGUGCCAGCCAGGGGGCACUGGCAUAUAUAUUACACACAUCUGGAACCACAGGGCUUCCCAAGACCGUGAGGGUACCACAUAAGUGUAUAGUGCCCAAUAUACUGCACCUCCGAUCUCUGUUUCAGAUGACACCAGAUGAUGUGGUGUUCCUGGCCUCUCCCCUGACUUUUGACCCUUCAGUGGUGGAGAUAUUUUUGGCGUUGUCAUCAGGGGCACGUCUCCUCAUCGUCCCCACUGCGAUUAAGAGAAUGCCCAACAGACUGGCUCAUGUGCUGUUUAAGAAACACAAAACGACCGUCUUACAGGUGACGCCCACUCUGCUUGGGCGUUUUGGAAGGCGUGUCCUACAGGAAGAGGUCCUCUCUGCUGGCUCUUCUCUGCGUGUGUUAGCCCUAGGGGGCGAGGCCUGUCCCUCCCUAGCCCUGCUCCGUAGCUGGAGGCAGCAGGGGAACUGCACUCACAUCUACAACAUCUACGGCAUCACUGAGGUUUCCUGCUGGGCCUGCUGCUACCACUUACCAGAGAGCCUCCUGCAGUCUACUGACGUGGCUGAAUCCUCUGUGCCGCUGGGUCCUCCCCUGAUGGAGACCACCGUGGAGCUAAGAGAUGAGGAUGGCUGCGUCAUCACUCAGGGGGAAGGACAGGUGUUUAUAGGUGGGAUGGACAGGGUGUGCCUUCUAGAUGACGAGGUGAAUGUUGCUCCUGGUACAAUGCGGUCCACAGGAGACUGGGUGCAGAUUAGAGACACACAUCUCUACUUCCUCGGGAGGCGGGACCGACUGGUCAAACGCCAUGGACAGCGGCUGCAUCUGGACACCUUACAGCAAGUUGUAAUGAGUCUACCCCAGGUGGAGGCAUGUGCUGUGGGUCUGUAUGAGGGGUCUCGGCUGGUGGCCUUUGUCGUAGCCUGCUCUACGUCUGGAGAACAAAAGGCAACCCAUUCCUCCUCCCCUGUAGAGCACCAGGUAGAGCAUCUUGAAGAGACUGCCCCCUCAACUAGAGGCCUACAGAAGGCCAUCCUCCACAGGUUGUCUCAGGUCCUACCCAGUCACAGUGUUCCAGACACCCUAGUCCUGGUCCCGGCCCUACCACUAUCCUCACAUGGGAAAGUGUCUAUGGGUGAACUUAUGAAGAUCUACCAGAGACAGAGUGCAGGUUCAGAGUCCCAUAGUGCACUGGGGGACAUGGAGACACUGAGAGAGAGACUCCAGUCUCUGUGGAGGGAGACUUUAGGUCUAAUGGAGGAUGAAGCCAUCCAGGAGGACUCCAACUUCCUGUUAAGUGGAGGCGACUCUCUGCAGGCCCUGCGUCUCUGUAAUGACAUCACCACUGCCGUUGGAGUGACCUCAUCAGGGCUUCUGGAGGUUAUCCUGGACGGAUCCUUCUCAGAAAUACUGCGCCAUGUUGCCAUAGCAACACUGCCUUUCCCAUCUGAGCACAGCCGGACAUCCCAUCCUGUGUCCAUGAAACGCCCAGCAGACCCUGUCUCCUCAGCACAGCCCAAGAGACAGCAUACAGACCCCUACUCUACAACAGCUGCAGAAUGGCCUCUGGGAGUUGUAGUUUCUUCUUUGAAGAAGGCUGUAAGAUGUACAGUGGUAAGGAGAGCAGGGGAGGUUGUAGAAAUGGGUCAGUCAGACUCUUUGAGGACCAAUGAAAACUCCUACUCAGACUCAGAGGGACCAAUCAAAAGAACGAGAAAUACACAGAAAAAAGGAGCCAAUGAUCCCAGUGCUAGCAGUGUUACCCCUCCCUCCAGAGAGGCUGGUGGUCUGGGACUGGUGGUGAGCUGGGAGUCAGACACAGGGAGGUGUGUAGACGCCUCUCCAGUCCUGCUGGUCCAGAGAGGAGCGGACGGGUCCUCAGGAGGCACCAGGGCCACAGUGUUCAUUGGCUCCCAUUCCCACAGGAUGCAGGCCCUGGACCUGACCACCGGGGGUCUGCUGUGGGAAAGGGUUUUAGGGGACAGGAUCGAGUCCUCUUCUGCUGUGUCCCGAUGUGGAAGACUCGUCGUGGUUGGGUGCUAUGAUGGUGGUGUGUAUUUCCUGUGUGUGGAGUCUGGGGAGACACAGUGGGUGUUUGAGACUGGAGACACAGUGAAGAGCUGUCCUACUGUGGACCCUCUCACAGGCCUAGUGAUGGUGGGGUCGCAUGAUGGCCACGUCUAUGCCCUCGACCCACAGGUUCGGCAGUGUGUUUGGAAGCGCCACUGUGGGUGUGGGGCGGUGUUCUCCUCGCCCUGUCUCCACCCCUCUCUCAGGCAGCUGUAUGUAGCCACCCUCGGAGGACAUCUCCUCUGUCUCAAUCCUGACACUGGUGCUGUCCUGUGGACAUAUUCCAGGAAGACUCCAUUCUUCUCCUCACCAAGUUGCUCCUCGGGUCACAUCAUCAUCGGCUCUGUGGAUGGAAACAUCUGCUGCUUCAGCCACACAGGGGAAAUGGUCUGGCAGUAUGUGACCAAUGGACCAGUUUUCUCAUCCCCCUGCAUCACACCAGACAAGCAGAGGGUUGUGUGUGGGUCACAUGACGGGUGUGUGUACUGUCUGAACUGUACUGACGGCUCAUUGGUGUGGCGCUAUCAGACCCCCAGCAGGGUGUACUCCAGCCCCUGUGUGUUUGACGGGUCAGCCUGGGGUAAGGAGGGUACAUUGGUAGGCCUGGCCUCCACAGACGGGACCCUGUGCAUUCUGGAUGGAGAGGAUGGGACCUUGAGAGCAUCUCUCUCUCUGCUCGGGGAGCUGUUCUCCUCUCCUGUGGUGUGGGAGCGCUCCCUGGUGGUGGGAUGUCGCAAUGACUUUGUGUAUUGUGUGGCGCCGACAGGGGAGCUCAAAUAGAUUCCUGAGAUAUGAUAUCGUGUUUUUGUACCCUCUUAUAAUAUUAAAGAAUAAGAUCGGAAACAAA